Myxocyprinus asiaticus (Chinese sucker) is the source of this 2461-nucleotide messenger RNA. RefSeq names its product primase and polymerase (DNA-directed) (gene primpol). The record is from RefSeq and is a predicted model, not a curated record. The transcript is spliced from 14 exons. NCBI's taxonomy places the organism in Eukaryota, Metazoa, Chordata, Actinopteri, Cypriniformes, Catostomidae. Gene Ontology annotation, molecular function: DNA-directed DNA polymerase activity; chromatin binding. Gene Ontology annotation, biological process: mitochondrial DNA replication; error-prone translesion synthesis; response to UV. Gene Ontology annotation, cellular component: mitochondrial matrix; nucleus. Bases 473 to 2086 code for a protein of 537 amino acids.
CUAUGAUAGAGCCGCGGAGGUUGUUAUCUAAUUAAACAAAAUAAUCUCUGAUCCUACUAAGUCGAAUGCUCAUGAAUAUUGAAUAGACUGCUUUGUUGGUAAAGCCUAGCGCUAAAGCAGAAGAGUGUCUUGUAUCGUAAACGUAUUAAUAUUCAUAGGCCUGGUGUUUACCAUAGUAGGAGAUCCGUUUCGCGCCUCGUGAAACUAGAGCAUGCGCAACGUUUAUUCCCAUGACGUACAGAUAAGCGGCAUUACGCGCGUUUCUCAAAAAGAGCGAAAUGGCAUGUUUCCCCUGUCCAUUUUGAAGAAAAGCUUCAAACUGUAAGGAUUCAAAAACAAAAUCACUAAGGAGUUUAAAAGGACGAAUAAAAGUGAUUUCUGUUCUCUUGUGGCUUGUAUUAUCCUUUGCUGAUCUCAUCUCAGAGCAUGAGUGAGAAAUUAUCAUUAAACUCCAGCUGAAUUUGAAGGAAGUAUGUCAGGAGAUAAGUGGCAGGCCAGACUGAAGUCUUUGGAGCAGAGAGCCUUAUCCUUCCAGUCUUCCCCGCUGUCCUGUCUGUAUAAGCCACGUCUGUCCCGGCCAUGGCAACCCUCAUCUGUUUGGAGACUCUUCCCACGCCAGAGUGCAGCCAUUGCCUUCACUCAGCACAUCAAACAGGAUGUGCAUAUAUUUUCACUGGAGAAAGAAGGCAGCGAUGCAGGACAGAGAAUUUUCCUAGUGACUAGCUACAGUGAACUUUGGCAUUAUUACAGCACUCACAGACAGUCUCUGAUGCACUGCUAUGAAGUCAUUCUAGAAGGGGCCGUCUGCAAACUCUACUUUGACUUGGAGUUUCACAAAGCCUCCAACACACACCUGGAUGGCAAGAUCAUGGUGGCAAAACUAAUUCAGUAUGUGUGUGAAAAGAUGAAGGAAGUUUAUGGUGUCCACUGCUCUGCCAAAGACGUCCUUAAUCUUGACUCCAGCACCUCUGAGAAGUUUAGUCGCCAUCUCAUCUUUAUGCUUCCCAGUGCUGCUUUUAAAGACAACUUCCAUGUAGGGCGAUUUAUUCAUGGUAUACUACAUCCAGCUACAAACAGCCUUCAGAAAAGCAACCCAGAGGCACCCACAACAGCAUUCUUUCCGAGAGAGAGCAAAGAUGAUGUGGAUGGUUCUCAGACCAAGAAAACAAAGUGUGAAGAGGAUGAUCUUAGCUUUCUCAUUGUGAAGAGCAGAAAUGGACAGGAACAACUCCUUGUCGACAUGGGUGUCUACACCAAGAACAGGAACUUCCGCCUUUACAAGUCCUCCAAACUGGGCAAGAAUGCUGCCUUCACUGUAGCAGAGGACAACAAGUUUGUCCCAAAGCCCUCCAAGCACACCACAAAAGAUGAAAGCAUAUUUCUAGCCUCUUUAAUCACCAACAUCAGUUUCACGGGACAGAAGAUUUUAACAUACGAAUUGCCACAGAGAGGUACAGCAGGAUCUCCUAGUCUGACCCUGCAGAGAGAGGUGUAUAGCUCAGACCUUUUGGGUGAAGAACAACUGUCUCCUUUUAAAGAUGUGGAUGAUUUUGUGUUGACACUUGUGUGCAAGGAUGGUGUUCAAGGAAACAUCCGGCGAUGGAACUACUUUGCAUCUGAGCAGCUGCUAGUUUAUGAUAUUGGGAAAUUCCGCUGGUGCCACAAUGUAAAGCGCUUCCACAAGAGCAACAACAUCAUGAUUGUGGUGGAUCUCAAAGAGGAAGUGUGGUAUCAGAGAUGUCAUGACCCUGAGUGCAGAAGACAGAAUUACAGAUCCUCCAGUUACCCACUGCCACAGGAUCUCUGCAUGAGUUACAUACUGAUGGAGGAUGAAGAAGAUCAGGCUUAUUUAACAGAUGAACUGGGGAACAUUGAACUUGUACCCAUGACUACUUCAGCAGUGCAGGUAGAGAAGGAGCGACCCUCUUCAGCUCCCCAGACCGAGGACCCUAAGGAUUGGGGAGACUGUUCUGAUGACCUUGCUUACCUGGAGGCCAUGCGGGAGGUAGAAAGAGCCACUGCAGAAGAGGAGGACGAGGUCUCUGAUGAGCUUCUGCUCGAAGCAUUGACUGAGUGUGAAGGAUGAAAUUGUAGUCUGAGACUAAAAAGAUGGAGGGAGGUGCCAUAUUAAAAUGCAACUAGUGCAAUAACUGAGUCUCUUUUUUUUUUUUUUUUUUUUUUUUUUGAUAGAUUUAUCUGAAAAUAUGUGCUUAAAUUCUAUUUCCUAAUUGUAUUACCUAAAUAUUCAAAGCUGUUUUAUUUUGAGUAUUUUAGAUUAUAUGGCUUUGGGUAUUACAAGUGAAUGUACCUCAACAAUUUAUUAAUUUAUUUUUACAGAGACUUAAUCAGCAGCACAGUUGUUGUUUGAAAGGCUAAUGAAUAUGUCAAUGCAUCUUUUAGUGCAAAGUCUGUUUCAUUCAAGCUUGUUGUUCCCAAUUAAUAACAAUUAAUAUAAAUACUG